Messenger RNA from Penicillium longicatenatum, 1581 nucleotides. RefSeq names its product RNA polymerase II-binding domain-containing protein. The transcript has 2 exons. Lineage: Eukaryota; Fungi; Ascomycota; Eurotiomycetes; Eurotiales; Aspergillaceae. The record is from RefSeq and is a predicted model, not a curated record. Gene Ontology annotation, cellular component: perinuclear region of cytoplasm. Bases 1 to 1581 code for a protein of 526 amino acids. Gene Ontology annotation, biological process: intracellular calcium ion homeostasis.
AUGGCAUCCCAUACUCUCGCUAUCGCAAAGGCCUCCUUUACAGCUGGCCUCUUGCGUCCAGAUCCCACAUCGGUUCCUAAAGAUGAGAUCGCGACAUUUCACUCACUCCUCGACCGCGCCCUGUCGCAUUGCUCCCCAGCAAACAUCCAGACCUGCAAAGCCUGGCUACUCCACUAUGUUGCUUCUUCAGCGAACCGCCUAGCGGGGCUGGGCAAGUACCUGGUCGUGCUGGCGGGCUCCUUAGAUGUCCCCCAAGGCGCUCGGCCCAAACCGUCUCCGAAGCGUCGACGGCUCCACAUACUUUAUCUGCUCAAUGAUCUGUUCCACCACAGCAAGUACCACAUGGAUACCACGGCAACUUUCUCUACGGUCAGCGGGUCCUUGCAGCCACACAUGGUGGAUCUUCUCGGCCACACGGCCGCCUACGAAAGGCAGAAGAAUCCCCGGCACUAUCGACGACUUGAGGAUCUGCUGGACAUCUGGUCCGAGCACGGAUAUUUCAGUUCCGACCUUAUCCAUAGAUUGCGGGAGGUCAUGAAGCAUUCGGCCUCGACCGGAGCAGCCCCGCUAUCGAAUGGUCUCGAAACUGAGGGUGCCGACCCUGCCAAGAAACUGCCCGGGAAAGAGGCACCGUUUAUCAUGCCAUCGACUCAUGGGGAUCACUCCACGCCCUACUAUGAUCUGCCGGCAGGCAACUGGCUUCCUCACAUAAUCCCCAAUUCCACCAUUCCUCUUCACCCAGAGAGCAUCAAACCAUUACAAUUCCUGGCUGGUCCUGCGGAUGAAGGUCUUGUCAGUGCUCUCAAAGGGUUUUUGAAAGACGUGGAUCAGAUCUAUGGCAAGGACGACCUUGUCCUGGACGACGAAAAUGUUGACAUAGACGAGUUGGGUCAAAGAGUUACUCGAGAUGAGAUAACAGGGGAUAUUCUGGACGGCGAAACCUACUACGGCUGGUCCCGUGAAUUUUGCCAGCAAAUGAAAAAGAAAAAAUCCGACUCUCCCAGCCGUAGCCAAGGACAAGCUCUGCAAGGCCUGAAACGUCGCUAUAGCGAUAGCUCUAUGAGCGACCGGAGCAGACGAUCAGAAUCCCGACCCCGAAGUCGAUCUCGGCCCGGCCAAGAAGGUCGCCAAACCGAGUCUCGGCCACGGUCCAGAAGCCGUUCUCCACGGCGAUCACGUAGCCGGGACAGUUCAUACUCACCCCGGGAACCAUCCCCACCCCGAUUCCCUCCUCCCCACCAACCCUCACACGCCCAUCCACCUCCCCAUAAUUCCCUUCCUCCUGCUCCGUCUCACCCCUAUGGUCAUCAAUAUGGUUUCUCUGCCCCACCUCCACCUCCACCUCCUUACUCAGGAGGUUGGUCACCUGCCCCACCCCCACAAAUGCCGGCCAUGCCCUUCCCCCCACCCGGCCCCGGUAUGAAUCACCCAGCCUUCCCUCCUACUUUUUAUCCUCCUCAACAGAUGAACAUGUCCCCUGGUCAACCCCUUCCUCCAGGGCAAUACCAUUUUCCUCCUCCCCACUCUGGUGGCCAACAAGGUGACUCUUGGGGACCAUCAGCAGGACGAGGCUGGCGGUAG